Maniola jurtina (meadow brown) is the source of this 664-nucleotide messenger RNA. RefSeq names its product small integral membrane protein 8. Lineage: Eukaryota; Metazoa; Arthropoda; Insecta; Lepidoptera; Nymphalidae. Bases 266 to 544 code for a protein of 92 amino acids. The record is from RefSeq and is a predicted model, not a curated record. The transcript has 3 exons.
UACUCUGUGAUUGUUAAGAGGUUAGGUAUGGUUAGGUAAAUCAGAAAGAAAGAGUUAUGUUUUUUAUAAUGUGAUAUUUUUAGGUACAAACAUUGGAUAAUAAGCUUAAAUCUCCCUAGAGUAAAUAAUAUUAAUAUUAUGUUCUUUGACUUCCUCGGCUUAUAUAAAUUAUAAACAAAAGUAAGAACUAAGAUGAAAGAUUGGGAUAACUAUAUAUUUAAACCAUAAAAAGUAAAAACCUAGAGUACCCUAGAGUAUACUGAAAAUGUCUAGCAAUAAUAGCAAAAAAACUAGUAGUAAAGGCAACGAAAAACCUGGUGAUGGAAUCCGCUCAAUGAGAUCAACUACAGCAUUUAGAGUGGUCAACUUUGAAUUAUACGCAAAACCGAAUAUUGUGAUAAUGAGCAUCGGCCUCACAUGUUUUGGUAUUGCAUUGGGAUAUAUUGCUUACAUGAGACAGAAAUAUGAAUCGAUGGGCUAUUAUUCAGCUAUAGAUAAGGAUGGAAAAGAAAUAUUUGAAAAGAAGAAAUCAAAAUGGGACUAAAAUGAUUUCACCUACUUCAUACUAGUCCUAAGUAGUUCUGUUAUUACUUCUUGUCUUACAAAUUGUAAAUAUUUAUAUUAAAUUAUUCUUAUUUGUUGAAUAUUAAUUAUUACCAUAACA